AUGAUAGGAACCAGCUUCGGAGAGCUAAUCAUAAUCCGCACGGCCAUCACCAUCCUCCGCAGUAUCACCCCUCUCAGCAUCAUCUACACCUUCUCCAUCCCUUUCCUCCCAUCUACAUUCCUGACCCCGACCACAAAACUCAUAAGUCUAUACCCUAUCGCCGAAACCGCAUUUUACUUUCUAAUCUACCUACCCCGGAAAUACACCCUCCAAGCAGCAGCAGAACACCCACCGCUCCCACCGUCUUCGGAGCGAAGAUCGCUGUUUUUGAGGAUUAUAUCGACGAUACCGGAUCAUCAGGCGUAUCUGCAACGAUGGUUUUUGGGGGCUGAGCUGGAGGAUAUUAGACGGGAUAAUUUGAAGGAGUUUUUGAGGUGGAGUUUGUUUAAUGCUUCUGGGAGUUGGAGUGAAGAACCUGAUGGGGAUGAACAGGAAGGUGAGGUUGAGGAGUAUGUACAGAUGCUGGAGCAGAAGAUGGGGAGGAAGUUUGAGGAUGGUAGGGGGAAGGCUGAGUGUUAUAGACUUACUAUUGAUCAAGUGAGGAUGAAGCAUCGGCCGUUGACGUGGUAUAUCAUACUCACGGCAAUCGACACUUUAACCUCCAUCCGCCUCGCACUCUCAGGUUACACAUACCACAGCCGUCCCCUCUCCACCUUCCUCACAACCUUCCCCUUCCGCUUCUCCACCCUCUUCACAUUCAACAAAACCCCCUCUCCAACAUUACCAUACUGGUACCGUCCACAUACCUCCAAAACCACCCUUCCAAUCCUCUACAUCCACGGAAUAGGAAUAGGAAUCCACCCAUACGUCCCAACCUUAAAAACCCUCGCCUCAACCCUCCCCACAACGGGGAUCAUAGUCCUAGAAAUCGACCCAAUCUCCGGUCGAAUCUGUCCGUCCAUGCAGAAGAAAUCUGAAAUGUUAACAUCAAUAAACAAAAUCCUCAAACACCAUAACUUUGAAAAAUUCGUUUUAGUAUCAAACUCCUACGGAACGGUAGUAUCAACUCACAUCCUCCACGACAACCAGUUAUCGACUAAAAUAGAUUCGAUGGUGUUAAUCGACCCUGUAACGAUAUUAUUACAUCUACCGGAUGUGGCGUAUAAUUUCUUGAGGAGGAAACCAAAAAGGGCGAAUGAACAUAUGUUACAUUAUUUUGCUAGUACGGAUCAAAUGGUCGCUCAUACGCUUUGUAGAAGGUUCUUUUGGGCGGAGAAUAUUCUUUGGAAGGAUGAUUUGAAAGGUAGGAAUGUGGUGGUUUGGUUGGGUGAGAGGGAUUUGAUCGUGGAUACUGCGGGGGUGAAGGAGUAUUUGACCGGUGCUGGGAAUGGUCGGUUUGAUGAUGAUGAAGGUGCGGAUGAGAGGAGGGUGGAGUUUGUAAAUGGUGAUUGGGAAACUAGAGAUGAGGAAGGAGGGAGGUUGAAGGUUGUGUGGGGGGAUGGAUUGGAUCAUGCUCAGGUCUUUGAUGAGAAGAGGUGGUAUACCCGCUUAGUAGGGGAUAUUGCUGAGGCUGCCGUCGCUGGCGGGCAAGGGCGGGUAUGA
Molecule: messenger RNA, 1542 nt
Organism: Orbilia oligospora ATCC 24927
Lineage: Eukaryota; Fungi; Ascomycota; Orbiliomycetes; Orbiliales; Orbiliaceae
Exons: 2
Coding region: 1-1542 (513 amino acids)
Source: RefSeq, a predicted model, not a curated record